This is a messenger RNA of Pyrgilauda ruficollis (rufous-necked snowfinch), 2703 nucleotides long. It is a transcript of the gene KHDRBS1, whose product is annotated as KH RNA binding domain containing, signal transduction associated 1. The coding region runs from base 167 to 1381 and encodes 404 amino acids. Gene Ontology annotation, biological process: regulation of alternative mRNA splicing, via spliceosome. The record is from RefSeq and is a predicted model, not a curated record. Gene Ontology annotation, cellular component: nucleus. Lineage: Eukaryota; Metazoa; Chordata; Aves; Passeriformes; Passeridae. Gene Ontology annotation, molecular function: mRNA binding; poly(A) binding. The transcript has 10 exons.
GACACACACACCACACAGACAGACAGACAGACACACACACACACCGGGAGGGGGCGGAGCUUCCGGCGCGGCACUUCCGGCCCGGCCGCUGCGCGGGCGGUGUGGCCGCUGCGCUCCCGCCGCCGUCCCCGGCCCGGCCCCGCUUCCCCUCCCCGGGCACCGCCUCAUGCAGCGCCGCGACGACCCCGCCGGUCGUUUGUCUCGAGGACAGGGCCCCGGCGGCCGCGCGCCGCCGCCGCCGCGCCGACCGCCCCGUGGCGGAGGGGCCCGCGGGGCCGCCAGCGGAGCGCAGCCGCCUCCCGGUGGGGCCGCGGCCGGUGGGGCCUCAGGCUCCGGUGGUUCGGGCGGUAUGGUUGGCGGUAAGAUGGAGCCCGAGAACAAGUACCUGCCCGAGCUGAUGGCCGAGAAGGACAGCCUGGACCCGUCCUUCACGCACGCCAUGCAGCUCCUCACCGCAGAAAUUGAAAAAAUUCAGAAGGGUGAGACAACAAAAAAGGAUGAAGAAGAGAACUACCUGGAUUUAUUUUCCCACAAGAAUAUGAAACUGAAGGAACGAGUUCUGAUCCCUGUCAAGCAGUACCCCAAGUUCAACUUUGUUGGGAAGAUUUUGGGACCCCAAGGCAACACCAUUAAGAGACUUCAGGAAGAAACUGGUGCUAAAAUCUCUGUACUGGGGAAAGGUUCCAUGAGGGACAAAGCCAAGGAGGAGGAGCUGCGCAAGGGCGGGGAUCCCAAGUACGCCCACCUCAACAUGGACCUGCACGUUUUCAUCGAGGUCUUCGGGCCCCCCUGCGAGGCCUACGCCCUCAUGGCCCACGCCAUGGAGGAGGUCAAGAAAUUCCUGGUCCCUGACAUGAUGGAUGAUAUCUGCCAGGAGCAGUUCCUGGAGCUCUCCUAUCUCAACGGGGUCCCGGAGCCCAGCCGCGGCCGAGGCGUCCCCGGGCGGGGCCGGGGGGCAGCCCCACCUCCCCCUCCCCCUGUGCCAAGGGGCCGCGGGGUCGGUCCCCCCCCUCCUCCUCCCCCCCCGCGGGGGGCGCUGGUGCGGGGGGCCGCGGUGCGCGGGGCCAUGGCGCGGGGGGCCGCGCUGGUCACCAGGGAUCAGUGGGAUGGGGGUCCCCUGGGAUGGUGCUGGGAUCACCAAGGACUCCUUGGAAAGGGCUACGACGACACGUACGCAGAGCAGAGCUACGAGGGCUACGAGGGCUACUACAGCCAGGGCCAAGGGGAUACAGAAUAUUAUGAUUAUGGACAUGGGGAGGCACAGGAAACCUAUGAAGCUUAUGGCCAAGAUGACUGGAAUGGAACCCGGCCCUCCCUGAAGGCCCCCCCAGCCCGGCCAGUCAAGGGGGGCUACAGAGAGCACCCCUACGGCCGCUACUAACCCCAAAAAUGGGGCAAAAAUCCCAAUUUAGGAGCAAACACUUGUUACUGGUUCUUGUAUCUCCCGGGAUUCCCGUUGCUUUACCCACAGCAGACAAGUAAUUGUCUCCCUGUUUUUCUUCCUGGCCCUUUUUUUCCUUCCCACUCCAUCCUCACCUUGCAUUUUGGCUUCUGUAUGUAGUGAUUUCUUGAGAUAAAUUUAAAUAGAUUUAGAGGGGGAAAAACUUUUUAAUUUUUAUUAUUUUUAUUUUUUUUUCCCUUCGGUGUGUAGAUGGCUUUUCUUUCUUUGUCGUUUUAGGUAAAAAAAAAAAACAAAACAAACUGUACCUUUUUUUAAGGAAAAAAAAGACAAAAAAAAACCACACAACUAAAAAGCAAGUUUAAAAAAAAUGUUAGUUUCCAAAAGUGACAUGCUUUGCUUAGUUCUGAAAUUAAGGUUUUGUUAAAACUUUUAAAGUUUGUUUUAAAGGAACCCAUAAAGGUUGUAGUUGCAGAAUCCCAAAGUAGGCUACAUUUCAAAAUUCAGGGUUAUUUUUUAAGAAUUAAAAUCUUAAUGUAACAGUAGUGGCUGCCACCAUUUAAAAAAAAAAAAAAACAAAACAAAAACAAAAAAAUAACUUCAGAUGCCAAACCUUUAAAAGGACAUUGCUGGUGAAUCUUGAAGUUUAAAUUUUAACCCAAAGGAUCCUCCAAACAAAUUAAAUAGCAUUUUUUAAAGAGAAUUGACUUAAAAGGAAAAAUUAGGUUGGUAAAAAAAUUGACUUUUCUUAUGUGGAUUUUGAAAUCUAGCCCCCCGUGCAGUGUUGAGAUAUGCUUGGGAAUAUUUUUCCUGUGGAAAGGGGUUUUAGUUGAACUCUAAAUGAACAAAUUUUAGGGGAAAAAAACCAAAAUAUGGCUCUAAUUGCCCAGUGUUUGAUAGAAAGAAUAUUCCAUGGGUAGGCCUGUAAAAUUCUGAUUUUUUGUAGCCCUUUGGGGCAGAAAAUCUGAUGAAAAUUUCAACCUCACCCCCAAAAAAAUCUCAAUUUCAAGCAGUCCCAACCACUUGUUCAAGUGUAUCUCAGCACGAGCUUUGCAUAAAAAGGGACACUGCAGCUGUAAAAAAAAAAAAAACCAAAAUAAAAAAAAACCAGACAAAAAACAAUCCCAAAUUUCACUUUGUACAUAAGAUAAAGUCCUAAUUGGAUUUGUUACACUGUCCUCCCACUCUGUUCUGGAAGAGAAAAAUGCUACAUUUUGUGUAAAGUCUGCCUAACUAGGUAGCUCAAAACGUGUCAAAAUGUCUGUCUCAAUCUGUCAAUAAAGUUUAGUCCUUUUUUAAUCAAA